This is a messenger RNA of Ctenopharyngodon idella (grass carp), 7950 nucleotides long. RefSeq names its product nectin-1. NCBI's taxonomy places the organism in Eukaryota, Metazoa, Chordata, Actinopteri, Cypriniformes, Xenocyprididae. The record is from RefSeq and is a predicted model, not a curated record. The coding region runs from base 508 to 1647 and encodes 379 amino acids. Gene Ontology annotation, biological process: homophilic cell-cell adhesion; heterophilic cell-cell adhesion. Gene Ontology annotation, cellular component: adherens junction. The transcript has 9 exons.
UAGGUUGUGAAGUGACAUCAAACGUGCCCCUCACACCGCCUCACCUCACUCGCUCUUUCGGCAGUCUAGGUUGCCAGGUAUUCAUUCCGAGGAUCAACACACAUUAGUAAAAGGAUGUAUUUUAAUUUUUCUUUGUCUACAAAUAAAUAUUUGGCGGCCGCGGUACAUUAUAUAAGUAGCUAGCCCAAAAAACCCCGCGGGUCUGUUUUUUUUUUUUUUUUUUUUGGUUUGGUUUUGCUUUUUUUUUUGCCCACGUCUGCAUUUCCAUUAUAGCACAAGGGAAAACAGCGACCUCAAACACAGAGCUAACAGUUUGCGCAUGAUGUCUUCGUCCAUCUUCCUCACUGUUUACACAGUAAAUUCUUGUUAAAUAGAAAACUAACGUUACAUAGCCUAUCAAAAGGCAAACCCAGCAUGCAGCUGAAAUUACGGUGGAAGAUUACUACUACAACGAAUGAAGGGUAUCUGAUCGAGAAUGGAUGGAUGGACUUUCUUUAAUUUAACGAAAUGCUCAUUUCCUUUUGUUGGAAAAGUGUUCCCGUGAUACUGCUGUUUGAUUUUAUUUUAUUUUCAUUCAUCUACGUAAGAACUGGAGGUGUAAAGGUUAUUGGUCAUGAUACAACAACCAUAUAUGGAGAGAACGCCACUUUGUUGUGUCAGCUGACUGAGACUGAUGAUAGUGUAACUCGUAUUAUAUGGAAGAAAAAGACACAAGAAAACCCAGUAGAGAAGAACUUCUUUGCCAUUCUUCCAGAUGGCACAACUCAACAUCAAAAUGGAUUGAGAGACAGAGUACAAUUCAUUGGAAACUUUGCAAAGAAAAAUGGAUCAAUUCAGCUGCUUAGAAUGAGGCUUCUGGAUGAUGGGAUCUACACCUGUGUUUUCAAUCUAUUUCCAAGUGGGACAUAUGAGACUGACAUCAAUGCCACAGUUUUUGUUCGUCCUGUGGUUAAUGUGAAAGGGGAAGCACCAGUUGCUGGUUAUUUAAAGGCUACAUUAGCAUCAUGCUUUGCCUCUAAUGGCUGGCCUGCAGCAGCAGUGACAUGGAGGUUAGGAGAUCUGGAAAACUCUCUGAGGACUGAAACCAACCACACAGUGCACCCCAAUGGGACCAUUACUCUUGUGUCCUACCUAUUUGGUGUCCCAGUCAAACAUUUAAACAAAAAGAAUGUCCAGUGUGUGGUGAAACACAACACCCUAAGACAAGACCUCGUACUGAACUACACAAUAAACAUCCAUUAUCCUCCAGGGUCAGUGGUUAUAAUUCCUGACAGUCCAACAAAUGCUAAAGAAUUCAACUGUAAAGUGGAUAGUAACCCAGAACCAACCAACUAUACCUGGACAAGAGUGAAUAAAAGUGUUCCCUAUUAUGAAGGCAACAAACUUCCUGUCCCAAAACAGUUCAUUGACUUUAAUGGCUUGUACAUCUGUCAAGCUUCAAACCAGCAUGGAAGCUCAUCAGGUUCUCUUUAUGUGAAUGUUCAUACUGAAUCCAGCACCGUCUGUUGGGGUCUGUUUGGUUUUUUCAUCAUCUUUGCUCUUCUUGUUGCAGUUGCUGGGGUUGUGAUACUCAAAAUCAAGCCGGCAAGGACUCCAGUAUCACAGGAUUCCAAUGAUGAAGAACCACAGGACAGUGGAGGACUCUAAGCAAGAUGGGACGAUGGCUGUGAUGAUCAGAAUGAACAGGAAUGGAGAGCUUUCAGAUUAGAGACAGUGACAGCUGUGUGCGGGCCAGUGCUUCAUCAUAAACUGGAUGACUUAAAUCGCCGGAUGUUCAUUUUUAGAAUUUUUUUAAGGACUGGUAAGGGGAGGAUUCAGAGUGAAAUCACUUCAGAGGUUUUCUGCAGCUUCUGUUUUCAGCUAACAUGAUGGGAGAUCGCAUAUUGUAGAUCACACAAGACUCUAGAUUAAAGAGAUAUAAUGUGCAGGAAAAUACCUUACUUUCAAUAUGAAGCUGGAGUGAUAUUAUAUUUCAAGCUGCAAAAGUCCAUUCUGAAAACAGUACAAUGUUUUAAGCAUUCUGUACAGCUUCCCUUUUCCUGACAUCUAUAGAGCUUGACUCAAAUGGGGAAGAAUUGCAUUCAUAUUGUGUUCUCUACAUCUGCAUUUGCAUUAGCACCUGAUUAAUAGAAAAUUAGAGCAAAGCACAAUAUGCAGGCUGCAGUUUCACAUUUGGCAGGCCUGGUCUGCUUUUUAGGCGGUGGAAGAUUAGGCAGAUCUGGCAAGUAUUACUUGUGCUGUACAACAUCACUCAUUCGUGCGUCUGAAUCAGUUCUUUGCUGAAAGUGUGCUUGAUUACACACCACAUCUAGACAUAAUUUGUCCCCUUGGAAUUAUAAUGUUCUAUCUGACAUUUUUUGUCAAACUUGAGUUAUUCACAUAUUCUUAUUCUGUGACAACUUAUUUACAUUAUGUGAUGUUUUUGGUAAUGUUGAGUACAUUUAGGGACUUUUUAUUUAGAAAACAAAAAGGUUCUGUCUACAAAGUCGAAUGGAAUGCAAAAACUUUGAAGCUCAAUAUCUCAAAACUGCUCUGAAUGCAGAACCUUGUAAUUCCAAGGGGAUGAUAUGCCCUGUUAUUUAAUAUGUUGUGAGUGAACCGUUAGCACAAAAAGAAAGAGCAGGAUAUCCUAUAUCAACGGAUGUCUGUUAAACCUGAAAAAGCGGGGUGGGUAUAGGGGUGGGGGAUUGGGCGCGGUGUUGACAUUGGUGUUGAUUUUUAAACCAACUGUCUAACUGUAGUUCUUUUUUCUUCCUUUGAGUUCUCACUUUAACACUUGAGUGAUGAACAAUGCCAUAUUUUGAAGACACUUGUUAUCAGUUUUUGAUGAUAGCAGAUGGUAUAUAUCAGUAGUUUCCAUUCUUGUUCAUGGAAACCCCCGAAAAGUACAUAUCCAUUUCAGAGGUUUUGGACAUGUUGGAUCAGGGUUAGAACUGAAUUCUGAACUCAGGUAUAGCUCUCCAGGAGUAGGAUUGAAUACCCCUGGUUUAAAUAUCAUGCUUUAUGAAUUCACUGUAAGCUGGUGUGAAACUUGACACCCAUGUUUUAGCUUGAAAAGUCAGUAUCUUAACUGCAGGUACCACAUCCUAAGCUAGUAGCAUAGAUAUAUACACUAGAUGUCACCUUGGGGUUCUAAGCAUGCGUCAAAACCGCCGCCAUCUUGGAACAGGGGUCUUGUCAUAGGAAGUAGCUAGGUAACGCUGCUAUCUCCGCCUGUACUUUGAAUUCAUGGACGAUGCUUUUGUGCUGCGUAUGGAUGUUCAAACGAAAGAAAUCUAAAAACCAGACAGCAAGGGAUUACAUUUCACAAAUGAGAAUGUGUUUUAUGAUAUUGAAUGUUAUGAAAUUAUAUUUCUGGUUACGUUGGUUUGUUUCAGUCCUUGGUUAACGACCGCAGCUAAUCCAUGCUAGUUACCCAUUAGUUUUUGACAGUUAGGAAAACCGACAAUGAACAGAACGUAUUUAUAUCAAUGUAAUAUGAUCGUAAGAUGUUGGAAAUGUGGACAGUUGAUUUGCUAGCACUAUGCAUUAUAUUUUUAAAAAGUAGAUUAUCUUAAUAUCAAAACCUUAAAUUUUCUCUGGACUCAAUGAUAAAUACAUGUCUGACCGUUGGAACGAACCAAAAAAAAAACUAGAAAAUUGCAUUCAUGACGAUUUAUGGUGAUUUUAUUUCCGUUAGACCUUUGCCUACAUUGACGCUGAUGCAUUAAAGAGGAGGGGCUCCCCUGUUCCAAGAUGGUGGCUCUAUUGACGCAUUCGUUCCAAUGAACUGCCGUAGCCAAGGCGACAUCUAGUGUAUAUAUCUAUGAGCUAGUAGCACGAACUGUCUGUACACUGCCUUACUGCAGCACAGGUUUUCAGAGAUUUCUCUUAUACCUUCUGCACUGAAUGAUUUUAUGUUAAUGUCAAUUAUUCAUUUCCUUUUUCUGUAUUUAAAAAUGUUGACUGCAUUAGUCAACCACAAAACCCUUAUUGUUAAAAAAAAAAAAAAGAAGUAAUUUGCUUAAGUGGGUUUUUCUCUUCUCUCUUUUAGUUUGCUGCUCAGCAUUCUGUUGUUGCUGAUGGUAAGCUUUGGCCUUUCGACUACAACGCAUAUAGAAGCAUGUUUUUAACUCUGCAAGCCUUAGCCUAGUUAUGUAUACCUGGUUGAUGUACAGUACCUUUAAGUUUAUUUAACUAAUGUGUGCCUAUACCAACUGUGUGCAUGAACUGAUUUGGCACUAGUUAAAUAACCUUCCUAUUCUGGGUAGCUUACACAUUAUGAUUCAGGACACUAGCUAGCGAUCUGGCCCUGGCAUACAUAACUAGUCAUCAUGCGCUUAACAUGGCUCUACAAAACAGCAGCACAAAAGUCUUGGCGACAUUGUCAGGGACUUGUGCUGUGUUUUUGUGCAGCUUCAGUUUUUUUUUUUCUUUUUUUUUUUCUGUGCAGAUUUUAUAUGCUCCCCACAGCAUGUCUUUGUACAGCCAUGUGUACUUUGUGCUUUCUCUGCAGCAGCAGUGUAAGAUCUUGACCAUUUUUUUUUUUCUUUUCUACCAAACUGCUCGGACCACAAUAAUUUAUAUUUUUAUAUUUAUAAUUACCAUUAAAUAUUCAGUCAAAAUGUAUUUGAGAAUUUAACCCACACUAAAAAAAGGUAUCCAUUUAAUUAACAAGAUAACUAAAAUGGAUAAGAAAAUGGAUGAUGUUUUCUUAGAACUAACAUUUUCAGUUUUCAACACAUGAGGCCUGUUUAAUGAAUAUAUCUUUAUUAUUAUUAAUGGUGCUUGCCUCUGGCAAAGCAUCAUUAUUGUUCUCUUGCAUACUUAUUAUAUUCUUCCACACAAAACUUAGGCGUGUAACUUGUCCCGCACUGUUUGUCCUAGACCCAUGAAUGAGGUGUCAAAUCGACCGGCUCAUUGAGGAGAGGUUUGCUUUGACUUUUCUAAGCGAUCGGACUAAUAAUGUUCGCACAGCAGAUGAAAAAGCAGCCAAAAAAGUCCCAUAGAUUUACAUUGAAAAAUUCAAAUUCAGAACAUCGCAGAGACAUGGGGGUUGCCUCAUUUGACUCAUGCUAGCAAACUAGACUUUCAACAUGCUACACAUGCUAGCAGUGAAUAGCUACAUGCUAAUAGCAAUCAUGCUAAUCAUUGGUUUAAAAUGCCAACAACAUAUAAUAUGAACACUUUCUAAAAAAAAAAAAAAAAAAAAAAAAAAAAAAAAUAUAUAUAUAUAUAUAUAUAUAUAUAUAUAUAUAAAUGAUCAGUUAAAGUAGGGAAGUUUUAUUUCUAACAUUCUUUUCAUGUGCCGUAGCACAUACAGGGAAAUGAUUUCAUUGCAUUGCAGAUAUGUCACUUUGCUCACAGCUAAUGCAUCAAGUGUCUGGCUAUGAUCUGAUCAACAAAACCUGCCUCGGAGCAGCUGAGCUGUGUAGCGUUAGUUAAUAUGGUGAUGAACAGCGGUACACUGAUACACCAUGGACUGAAAAAAUGCAAGCUCUUUUUAUGACACAAAAAAACUGUAGUUUGCUCCAUUGGGUAGCCAACUACAUUUCACAGGCCUCUUGUGUCAAGGUGAUUUUAUAUGAAGUCCGAAAAUGCAAAGGCUUGAAGAAAUGGUGCUAUAAAAGCUUUUAUUUAUUUGUAUUUACAUUGCUGAGAUGAGACGAACAUUCAUAUUUUGUUUGUAACAAUGUGUAGCCUACAUUUUGUAAUAAUUUCUACAGCCUAAAAAAAUUUCUUGCAUAGAAACAGUCAGUACACCCCUUCAUUUAUUACUACAUCAAGUGCAUAUUAGAAUAUCCUUAAAUAUUAUAAUAUUAUACCAAAGCGUGCUUGAGGAGUGGAGGAAUGGCUCAGAAUAAAGACAAGGAGUUUAGAACAACCAAGUCAAAGUUUAGAUUUCAAUGUCAUGAGGAACAUGAAUUGAGAAUGGGCAACAUUUUGAAUGAAAGAAAAUACACGCAAAAAUGGUGUGGGAUUUACUUUGAAACAAUUCAUUUGCUAUUAAAUUGCAUAAAUAAUACAAAGAAAUUGCAACAACUAAUUUCUUUUCUUUCUUUUUUUUUUCUUUCUUUUGUAGUUAUUUUUAUACUAAUUUUGACAUUUAGGCAAUUUAGAAAAUAUAGUUUAGCUUGAGUAUUUAAGUCAUUUUAAGAUAAAACAAUAACACAUAAUGCCGUAAUGUAAUACUUUAAAUUUAACUAAAAUAAAUUUAGAUUGUGCAAACAAAUUACAAUGGUGGUUGUUUUGCAGCAAGGUCGAGACUUGUUGAUGAAAAAGUGACCAGUACAAGAAAAAUGGUGAAUAAAGUAUACACACACACACACACACACACACACACACACACACACACAAGUGAGAGACAGAAAGAUAUCAGGGAAAAUGGAAGUGAAGGUGCAGUUCAAGAGAGAACCUUUAAUUAUUUUGCAUGGCCCCAGCCUAAGGAUUUAAACCUUUUUUAUGUUACAAAAAAAUAGUGUUGUCUAUGGUUUCAAAAUUUGUUGUGGGUGUGUGGGAUGGCCUGGAUGAGUGUGAGAUUUCCCGGCCUGAAAUUUUGUCCCAGUCCACCCCGGCUUAGGACUACUCAUAUGACGAGGCAGCGUUUUACUUCUUCUUAUUAUUAUUAUUCUUUUUUCAUUGUUUUAAAAUAGUAUGACACUUCUGUUUGUUCCUUUGUUCCUUCUGUUUGUUACUUUACCAGACACUGUAUGUUCGACUCCUGGUUGAAGGAUAAUUUUGUUGUUUAAAGAGUAGUUUAGAGUCUGACUCCUUUCCCUUUGUUUUGUCCUUUUUUUUUCUUUUCUCUAGAUACUGUUGAAGUAUAGGCUACUUGAAAUCCAAGCACAUUGGAAAUGCUUUAAUAGAUGUAAGUUUACAUUUUAGCCUAUAACUGAAGGUUGUUUGAAUGCUUUUAGACUUCAGCUGUGUGUAUCUGUAUAUGCUAAACCUUAUAGCCUGUUUGACAAUAAAAACUUGAUUCAGCAACCUGGGUUGUUGUAAACUGUUUGUAAUGUAAACAUUACAAUAAAACCAAUUUAUGGUUGUAGCCUGGAUUUCAACUAUAGACAUGUACUGACUCUUGCAGGUCACUGUAAAUGUAUCAAAUGAAGAGAAUAGUUUUGGUGCACAUCUGUGUUCAUCUCUGCGUGUUUGUGUGUUGUUGUCGCCAUCCGAUUGCUUAUCAGCGUUACAUAGCAACCAAAGUCCCUUUAAGACAAGUCAUUUCACUCAGCGGCCAUCUUUGAAACGCCUCUCGGGCAUCCAAGUGCAGCUUCUAUCUCUUUGAAUAGGGAAACAUCAAAUUCUCCAAAACUGUUCGCCAAUCUUACGAAUAAAUUUCAUAUUUGAAAUCACCAAUGAAAUCUGACAACAACUGUCUCAUACUUUUUGUUACUAAACGCUCGAUUCAUGACAAAAAAAUGGUAUUUUCCAGGCCGGAUCAAGCUAAUGUGCAUGCGCAGUCCUAAAUGCGUGUCUCUUGUGUCUUAUUUCGGAGGUGCGCGUCUGAUUGUUUCUAUAGGAACCGGAGCUUCUAAUGGCCGCUGUAGUAACGUGAUGACUUUACCAAUCGGCGAUUGGCUCUUAUUUAGAAGGCGGGACUUAUUCCGCCAUAUUGCCCGUUGCACUUUCUCCCAUUCAUAAUAAUACGAGUGACGCGUCUUGUGUUAUUCUAUAGUCUUUGAUAGCAACCACUGUUCUGGCAAGCUAAUCAGAGCAGCUGCACCUGCAGUGCAUUACCACUCCUAUAUCUGACUCACGUUUUUCUGUGUUUGCUGUCAGAUCAUGGUUUGCUUAUGCCCUGUCAUUUGUUCUCACCGUGUCCUGCCUUAUUAUUAUUAUUUAUUAUUUAAUUCAGCCUGUUGCAGUCUCUGUGUUACUAGGGCCUGCUGUUCAUUUCCAUGACAACAUCUGACCAUUUGUCUUUAUUUCCCUGCAUGUUGUGAAUAAACUUUAUUGUUAUACUCGCAA